This is a messenger RNA of Chelonia mydas (Green sea turtle), 2638 nucleotides long. It is a transcript of the gene CXCL13, whose product is annotated as C-X-C motif chemokine ligand 13. Gene Ontology annotation, cellular component: extracellular region. Gene Ontology annotation, biological process: inflammatory response; cellular response to lipopolysaccharide; neutrophil chemotaxis. The record is from RefSeq and is a predicted model, not a curated record. Gene Ontology annotation, molecular function: CXCR chemokine receptor binding; chemokine activity. NCBI's taxonomy places the organism in Eukaryota, Metazoa, Chordata, Testudines, Cheloniidae. The coding region runs from base 102 to 416 and encodes 104 amino acids. The transcript has 4 exons.
GAACCUCCCAAAUAAAUAGGAACCUUUUCUCCACCAAAAGCCUCAGACAAACUUUGAGAUUGAACUUGCUGCUGAGAGGUCAACUGACAACUCUAGCCAGAAUGAGAUCCCGCACUGCUCUUCUGCUGGUCUCUCUGCUGGUGAUCUGUCACUCGGUUUAUGCAGCUAUCCUAGAAACCAACGGUUCCUAUAAGAGCUGCAGAUGCACAAAGCAGACUUCAGACUUUAUAGCGCCAAGAAGAUAUGAAAGUAUUGAGAUCAUUCCUUUUGGGGGUGCCUGCCGAACCACAGAAAUUAUACUCAAACUAAAAACAGGGCAGAAACUGUGUGUGCAUCCCAAGGCCCCCUGGAUGCAGAAAUUUCUGACUAAGUUACAUAACCAAAAGGAACAAACAGCUUCCUCACUCAAAGAAUAGAAGAUUAAACAACUUUAGGAGGAAAAAGGAUGGAGGGCACAGACCUGAUUGUUUCCUAAUUUUGCUUUUGCUUCCUCUUACCUUUGUCUUGCUCAGCCCACAGAAUUAUUCUUUCUAAACAAGCAGCAACUGUUGCUAGCGACUGCUUCCCUCUCGAGCUGGUUUUCCAUUAGUCAGAUUUCUUGUUCAGUGUUUCAAUGUGCUGCCUCAUGCAUCAUGAGUCAUGGAAGAGUAAUAUCAAAUCAAACCAACUACAAGAAUACCACUUCGGUUUCUUGAAAUAAAUGGACUAACGUUUACCAAGUAUUAUGGCAUCUGCCAUAAGAAUGUGUAGUGAGCCAUUUUGUAAUGAUCAUGCCUUUGAUUCCUCAGUGUCCUUUUUCCGUGAUACAUCUUCAAAACUUCCCAAACAUUAAUCCCUGCCUUGUUCUUUGCUUGCUAGUAAAUUUUAAAUAUCUUAAAGGGCCCUUUCCACCAUUGUUGGAAUAAAUGUGAAGCACUUUCAGUGCAAAGUAUUUUUUGAACAGAUUGUAAUCUUUUAACUUUUUAUCAUGUACUCUUCGUGUGUGUGCUAUGAAGCAAGUGCAAUUCAAUUAAAGCUCAUGGUUUACAAUAAUUGCAUCAUCCUUUUAAUCUAGUUCUGAUGAGUCGCUGGAGUUUUGGCAAAGUCCUCUGCAAUUCGUACAGCGCCUUGCACAAUGAGGUCCUGGUCCAUGGCUGAGGGUGCUAGGUGCUAUUCCAGUACAAAUAAUAAAUAACCACAGGGUGGUGAAAAUGUGACUUUUAAAGUGAACUGUAAACCUAAAGCAGCACAUAGUGAAAUUCCAGGGUCGAUCAGGCCAGUAGCAAGAGUCCUGCCUCUCCAAAAUAAAUUGGUACCAUAUACAUCAUGUGUGGCUGACAGCGAGGAUGCAUGGAUUCUUAAUUGCACAGCUUGCUUGUUCUAAGCCAGGGGUAGGCAAACUACAGCCCUUGGGCACAGACUUCCCCACUGCUUGGUGGGUGCUCGACCCCCCCACCCCGCCGCUGACCCCGCCUCUUCCUGCCCCUGCACCGCCCUUACCCCUUCCCCCAAGUCCCCGCCCCUGCCCUGCCUCUUCUCUGCCUCCUCCCCUGAGCGCGCCGCGUCCCUGCUCCUCCCUCUCCCUCCCAGAAAGUCCUAAGCACCGCCAAACAGCUGUUAGGCAGCAGGGGGCAGGAAGUGCUGGGGAGGAGGAGGAGGAGCAGGGACACUGCACUUACGGGGUGGAUCUGGCCCAUCAGGGCUUUGGAUCUGGCCCGUGGGAUUGCCAGCCCCACGCUGCCGGCACUGUGGUCCCUGCGAAGAGGCAGAGGGCUCCAUGCGCAGCCCUUACCCCACAGCUCCCAUUGGCCAGGAAUGGGGAACCGUGGCCAAUGGGAGCUUCGGGGGAGGUACCCAGCCUCCCCCAGGGGCCUCGGGGACAUGGUGCUGGCCUCUUCUGGGAGCAGCACGGGGCCAGGGCAGGCAGGGAGUCUGCCUUAGCCUCGCUGUGCACCGCUACCACCCCGGAGCAGUGCCCGGUAAGCAGCGAGCCCCUGCUGCACCCCUUCCUGCACCCCAACCCCUUGCCCUGAGCCCCUUCCUGCACAUCGCACUCCCUCCUGCACCCCGGCCCUCCAUUCAUGGCCCUGCAUACAAUUUCCCCACCCAGAUGUGGCCCUGCAGCCAAAAAGUUUGCCCACCCCUGUUCUAAGCUUUCUGUUAUAUUUUGGAUAAGACACAAGAGCCUGAAAAAGCUAAUUUGCUGAAACUGAUGUACAAGCUUGUAUUACACUAAUCCAAUUCUAUGAGAUGUUUCUUUCUUGACAUGACUUUUCUGGGAAGCUAUUGCUCUGUUAAAGGACUGAGGAUACUGUACAAAAAGCCUUGUUUGUCUUAUUUAAUAAGCCUAAUAAUGGAAAUGUAAAAUGUCGGUAUUUCACUGCUGAUAUUUUGGCAGAAACAGGCAAUAGCUUAAGAGUUAAUAUUCACCUACCCUGGGACAUUGAUUAGCAUUGGGGAAGGGACUGGGCCAUAUAGUAUUUCCACCCAUGAUGCUAAUCUGAUCCAUCUCUUAACUCCCAUUCCACUUUCCAUUGUCUCUUCAAUUGAUAGCAUGAAGCAGUUUAGCCAAUUCGUGCAUUAUAAAAGAGGGGCAUCCUUUCCAUUUGAGAACUGAUGGAUUAAAACUGAAUCCCUGUAUGGCUUUUCUAUCUCAGUC